AUGUUUAGAUUAAUAAACUCGUCGCAAGGGCUAAGGCCUACAUUGAUAUCAAAAAUAAAAUUAGCUAAAAAUUCAACAAUUCCACCAUCAUCAUCAAUAACUCCCAACCCAUCAAUAGAAUUUUUUAGAAAUAAUGCAACUAUAACAAAUACUCAUACCACAAACUCCAACAACAAUAUACUAAAUGACAGAACUACAAAUGAUGAAUAUAAAGAGAGAUUUCAAAAUUAUACCCAUAAGUAUCAUAAACCAAGUCAUAUCAAUCGCUGGAAUAAACUGAAUGAUAAAGAAUAUAAAGAAUUAAAUAAAUUAUCAAAUUUACUUCAAGAUGAAAAUUUUAAAAAUCAAUUAAAUGAAAUGAAUUUAUAUAAAUAUUCUGCAAAUUUAUAUAGUGCAACAAUAACUUCAAGAAGAUUAAGAUUAGGAAAUUCAAGAAAUAGAGAUAAAGAUCAAGAAGAUGCAUUUAAUGAAGAUUUAACUUAUCAAACUGCUAUUAUAAAUUUAACAGAAAUGAUUGCAGCAGGAGAUUUUAAUAAAAUUUUAUCAACAAGAAUUUUAUUUAAAGUAUUUGGUACAUUAUUACAAUUUAAAUUAUAUAAUGAAAUUUUAAAUCUUUGGGAAACUGGAGUAAGUCAAUCUGAAGAACAAGAUAAAAAUACAGGGGUAGGACAAUUAUAUUUAAGUCAUGAUGUAUUAUCAAUUGUUUUACAAGUUGCUUAUGAAACUAAAAGAUUUUCUUAUGAAGAAAUUAAAUCAAUUUAUAAUAUGAGUGUUAAUGAAAAUGAACCAAUACAUCCUUUCUUAUCUGAUAGAAUCGGUCAAGUUGCUAUAAGUGAAGGAGAUCAUGCAAGAGGAUUAGAUGCUUUAGAAGCAUUAAUGAAUUCAUAUGAAACAAAUCCUGAAGAAAGAUCAGUUUUAGGUGGAUUAGCUCAAUUACAUUUAUCAUUUAUUGGAAAUUGUAAAGAUACAACAAUUGCAAAAAGAUUUUUGGAAAAGGCAAUUGAUAAAUCUGAUGGAUUACCUUAUGUUGUUGUUUUAAAAGCUCCUUAUAUGGCAUCAUUUUUACAAAAUUGUUAUGAUGCAGGUGAUUCAAUGGAAGAAAUCAUUGAUUAUUGGAGUCGUAUAUCACAACAUUAUCAUGAUAAUAUGGAUGAUUUGUCAUCAAAAGCUGCAACUAUCAAUACAUCAUUAUUUAAAAUUUUUUUCACAAAGUAUUCAGAACCAAAUGAAGAUUCAUUAAAAUUUUUAAAAUUAAUUUUUACAAAAUGUCCAAAUAUUGAUGAAGUAUUUUUAAAUACUUUAAUUUCAAAUAUGAUAUGGAAAGAUAAAAGUUUAGUUCAAGAUGUUAUAGAUGCAUUUGAAAAAUUUAAAGUUAAUAAAAGUUUAAUUUCUUAUCGUGUUAUAUUAAAACAAGCAGGAAAUGUUAAUUAUUCAAUUGAAGAAAUUUUAAAAUUAUGGAAUGACUUGUUGAAUAAAUUAGAUCAAGAAAAUUAUAAAUAUAUUGCAAAUGCAGAUUGGUCAUCAUUGAGAGCUGCAACAGUAUUUUCUGAAAAUUUUAAAUCAAAAGAAAGAGAAUCAUUAUAUUAUUCAAUUUUAAAAACUUAUAAAAAUUAUAUGCAACAUGAUAAAGCAUGUAUAAAUUUUUUAAGAGGUUGGAUAAAAGAUGCAAAAAUUUAUAAACAAAUUUCAAAACUUACAACUGAAGAUAAUCCAAAAUUUGAAAAUGAAAUUGAAAUAGAAAUUCCAAAUUUUGAAAAUUUAAAAGAAAAUGUAAAUUAUUCUAAAAUUACUAAAAGAAUUACUGAUGCUAAUCCAAGAUUAAUAGAAUAA
This is a messenger RNA of Lodderomyces pseudojiufengensis, 1830 nucleotides long. RefSeq lists its product as uncharacterized. The coding region runs from base 1 to 1830 and encodes 609 amino acids. Lineage: Eukaryota; Fungi; Ascomycota; Pichiomycetes; Serinales; Debaryomycetaceae. The transcript has a single exon. The record is from RefSeq and is a predicted model, not a curated record.